Panicum virgatum (switchgrass) is the source of this 840-nucleotide messenger RNA. Its product is annotated as protein LIFEGUARD 2-like. The record is from RefSeq and is a predicted model, not a curated record. Lineage: Eukaryota; Viridiplantae; Streptophyta; Magnoliopsida; Poales; Poaceae. The coding region runs from base 1 to 735 and encodes 244 amino acids. Gene Ontology annotation, cellular component: membrane. The transcript has 4 exons.
AUGGGCAAGGGCGAUCACCGCGAUCUGGAGGCCGCCGCGGCCGCCUUCCCGCCGGCGGGCGCGUACAUGAUCGAGAGCCCGCAGCUGCGGUGGGCCUUCAUCCGCAAGGUGUACGCGCUUGUGGCGAUGCAGCUGAUGGCCACCGUCGCCGUCGCCGCCGCCGUCUACUUCGUGCCGGCGAUCCGCCGGUUCUUCGCCGCCCGCACGCCGGCGGCCAUCGCCGCCUUCGUGGCCAUCAUCGUCGCCCCCAUCAUCCUGGUGCUGCCCAUGGUGUUCCUCCGGAAACGGCACCCCAUCAACCUCGUCCUCCUCGCCCUCUUCACCGUGUCCAUGAGCUUCGCCGUCGGCUUGGGCUGCCUCUCCAGGAAAGGCAUCAUCAUUAUCGAAGCGGCGUCCCUGACACUGGUGGUGGUGGUCGGCCUGACGCUCUACACGUUCUGGGCGGCCAAGAGGGGCCACGACUUCAGCUUCCUCGGGCCCUUCCUGGCCGCGGCGUGCCUCAUCCUCAUGCUCUACUGGCUCGCCCAGAUGCUGCUGCCGAUGGGGAGUGUCGCGACGACGGUGUACGGGUGCGUCGUCGCGCUGGUGUUCUCCGGCUUCAUCAUCUACGACACCGACAACCUGAUCAAGCGGCACGCCUACGACGAGUACGUCAUGGCGGCCAUCUCCCUGUACCUCGACACCGUCAACAUCUUCAUGGCCAUCGUCAGCUGCCUGAGCUCUUCGGAUCCCUAGAACAUUGUACGCGUACGGAUCAGCUGCCGUGCUAAACCUCUGGAGCUUCCGUAGUCUGUAGGAUUGCAAUGUCUUAGUCUAAUGUAUCUUGACUAGAACAGAAAA